This is a messenger RNA of Phaeoacremonium minimum UCRPA7, 903 nucleotides long. RefSeq names its product putative isoflavone reductase family protein. NCBI's taxonomy places the organism in Eukaryota, Fungi, Ascomycota, Sordariomycetes, Togniniales, Togniniaceae. The transcript has 3 exons. The coding region runs from base 1 to 903 and encodes 300 amino acids. The record is from RefSeq and is a predicted model, not a curated record.
AUGGCUCUGACAAGACCGUCCUCUUUGCAGAAGCCUGCAGUUCUGGAACUGGCCAAGCAAGGAGUUCAUAUCGUCUCUGCUGAUCUCACAGGUCCUCAAGAAGCCCUAGAAAAGACUCUUUUGGGUGUCGACGUUGUCAUUUCCACUAUCUACGGCGGCAACUUGAUGGCAGAGAUCCCUUUGGCCAACGCUUCUAAGUCUGCCGGCGUUAAACGAUAUCUGCCCUGUUUUUUUGCAACUGUCGCGCCACCGAAGGGCGCACUGCUGUUGAGGGAGAUGAAGGAGGAUGUGCUGAAUCAUAUCAAAUGGAUUCACCUGCCAUACACUGUGGUGGAUGUUGGCUGGUGGUAUCAAGUCAACCUUCCUCGCCUUCCGUCUGGCCGUAUCGACUAUGCGGUAAUGGAGACAGCGGAUGGCAUUGCUGGUGACGGAAACGUCCCAUUCGCCUUGACAGACUUGCGAGAUGUCGGGAAAUAUGUUGCUCGGAUCAUUUCCGACCCUCGAACCUUGAACAGAAUGGUCCUUGCCUACAACGAAGUCUUAACACAUAACCAGAUGUAUGAUCUUAUGGAAAAACUCAGUGGGGAGAAGCUUGAUCGGAGAUAUGUAUCCCCGGAAAGUAUUAGCUCGAAGAUAUCCGAGAUUGAAGAAAAACGACCGAGCCCCGAUUCCGGGGAGUUCAUCGUGCUAGCCCAAUUUCAAUACUGGUACUCGUGCGGUGUUCGAGGAGACAACACACCCGAGUUUGCGGAUUAUCUUGGAUACCUUACCACAAAGGACUUGUAUCCGGAUAUAGCAUGGAUUAGCAUGGAGUCCUAUGCGAGAGAGGUCCUCGAGGGUAAGGGGAGAAGAGUGUACGAGCACCUCAAAGAUCUGCCGGCUGCCAAUACGGUAAAAGAGUAG